AUGGGGAUUCCAAAGUUCUUUAGAUUUAUCUCCGAAAGAUGGCCGUUGAUAUCUCAGCUCAUUGAUGGGAAUCAGAUUCCCGAGUUUGACAAUUUAUACCUUGAUAUGAAUUCCAUUCUCCAUAACUGUACACAUUCCAAUGAUUCCAAGAGUGACGUUGUUGGGGCCAGAAUGACUGAAGAUCAAAUGUUCUCAUCUAUUUUCAAGUAUAUAGAGCAUUUAUUUGAUAUGAUACAACCUCAAGGUGUAUUUUAUAUGGCUAUAGAUGGGGUUGCCCCCCGGGCAAAAAUGAAUCAACAAAGAGCUAGAAGAUUCAGAACAGCUUAUGAAGCUGCUGAAAAUAUGCGUAAAGCUUUGGAUCAAGGAUUGGAAAUCCCAAAGGAAGAUCCCUUUGAUACUAAUGCAAUUACUCCAGGGACAGAAUUCAUGGCUAAAUUGACUAAAAAUUUGAAAUAUUUUAUUCAUAAAAAGAUCAGUGAAGAUUCCAAAUGGGCUAACACUAAAAUUGUUUUAAGCGGUCAUGAAGUCCCCGGUGAGGGGGAACAUAAGAUUAUGGAAUUCAUUAGAACUAUAAAAUCUCAACAUGAUUAUAACCCAAAUAUGAGACAUUGUGUUUAUGGUUUAGAUGCUGAUUUAAUUAUGCUUGGAUUAGUAAGUCAUGAUCCUCAUUUUGCCUUAUUAAGAGAAGAAGUAACCUUUGGUCCUCGUCAAACUAAAGCCUCCAAAGAUUUAACAAGUCAAACGUUUUAUCUUUUGCAUAUUUCAUUACUUAGAGAGUAUUUGGAAUUGGAAUUUGCUGAAUUACAAGAUCUGAUAAGUUUUGAAUAUAAUUUUGAAAGAUUACUUGAUGAUUUUAUUUUGAUCAUGUAUGUUAUUGGGAAUGAUUUCUUACCCAAUUUACCUGAUUUGUUUAUUCAUAAGGGUGCAUUCCCCUUAUUAUUGCUGACUUUUAAACAAUGUAUGAAAUCAACAGAUGGCUAUUUGAAUGAAUCUGGUCGUAUAAAUUUGAAGAGGUUUAAUAUUUGGUUAUCAUACCUCAGUGUUUUUGAAUUGGAAAACUUUGAAAGAGAAGAUGUUGAUGUUGAAUGGUUCAAUAAGAAAUUGGAAGAUAUAUCAAUUUCUGGUGAAAAGAAAAGAGAAAGAAUGGGUAAAAUGCUUAUUUUAAAAGAUCAAAAGAAAUUGGUAGGUGCAAUAAAACCAUGGCUUUUGGAAAUUGCAAAUAUGCCUGUUAGUAAAUUGAUUGAGUUAGAUGCAGAAGGAAAGUUGAAAAGUUUACCACUUUCCACCCAAGAUGUUGAAAAAUAUUUAGACUUUGUUCGUACUUUUGCUUUAGAAGCUGGAAUUGUCAUUGUUCAUUCAAAUUCUAGAGGUACUUAUGAAGCCAAAGUGGACAUUGAUGGUUUAAAUCCUUAUGAACUGGAAGACGAAUUCUCAGAAAGAUUAAAUGAUUUACGGAAAACCUUCAAGAAAUAUCAAAGUGCUAAUUUGGUAGAAACAGAAGAACUUAUGAAGGAAUCAAAAGAUGUUUAUGAUGCUAAGUUUUUGGAUUGGAAGAACAAAUAUUAUAAAGAGAAGUUGAACUUUUCAAUCCGUGAUGAAGAAGAAAUGGUGAAGUUGACUCAACAUUACUUGGAGGGUUUACAGUGGGUAUUGUAUUAUUACUACAGAGGAUGUGCUUCUUGGAAUUGGUUCUUUAAGUACCAUUAUGCCCCAAGAAUCUCAGAUAUUCAUAUUGGUUUGGAAAAGUUUUUGGAGCAGAACGAAAACUAUGAGAUUACUUUUGAUUUGAAUAAACCAUUUAAGCCAUUUGAACAAUUAAUGGCCGUUUUACCUGCUAGAUCAAAGGCUUUGAUCCCCAAAGUGUACUGGCCUUUGAUUACUGAAGAACAUUCUCCAAUCCAUGACUUCUAUCCUGAUGAAGUUGAAAUUGAUCUUAAUGGGAAAACUGCCAGUUGGGAAGCCGUUGUUUUACUUAACUUUGUUGAUGAAAAUCGGUUAUUGAAAGCCUUGAAACCUUUAGAGGAUAAAUUAACUCCAGAAGAGAAGCAAAGAAAUUCUUUUGGGAGUGAUAUCCAUUUUAUUCAUAACCCUCAAAUUGAUAAGAUUUACCCUUCCCCAUUACCUGGUUACUUUCAAGAUUUGGAGCAUGAUAAAUGUUAUGAAGAGAAGUUGGUUUUACCUCCAAUGAAGGAGUUGAAAAUUGGAUUGGUUGAAGGUGCUGUUAAGGGGAAAAGUGCAUUAGCAGGUUUCCCUUCUUUGGAAGCAAUCAAGUUUGAUUACAAGUUGAAUUUAAGUGAAAUCAAAGUUUUCCAGAUGCCUUCGAGAUCGGAAUCAAUGAUAUUGACUAUUGAUAAUGUUUGGGAAGAUUUGUCAGUAUACCAAUUUGCUCGUAAGUUUAUUGGGAAAUUGGCUUAUACACGUUGGCCCUUUCUUAGAGAAUGUCGAGUUGUCAAAGUCUGUGAUGAAGAAUCGUCAUAUCAAACAAUUAAGGUUGAUAAGAGUGGACCUCGGAAGUUUGUAACUACUCCCUUGGCAACAGAUGAACUCAAAGAUUACAAGCUGACCCUCAGAAACAUUAAGGAUACUUGGUCUAAGAACAAGGGUGUUGAAUUGGGUGAUAUUCAAGGUUUAGUAUAUGUCCAACCCGUUAAUGGUUUGAUUAGAACUGCUGACGGAGCAUAUGUUAAGACAUUUUCCAAAUCUUUAGAUGUUUUCCCCAUUCAACUUGUUGUGCAGGAUGUCAUUAACAAGGAUGAACGGUACAUGCCUCGUCCUCCAUUACCAAUUGACACUGAGUUCCCAUUGAACUCGCAAGUUGUAUUCUUAGGAGAUUUUGGGUAUGGUGCUCCAGCCACAAUUGUUGGUUACUCAAACGAUAAAACCAAGUUGAGUGUUCGGGUAUCCAAAAUUCAAAAUGGUAAUGAAACCAAUAUUGGUAAAAAGAGAUUACAAAUGGAAAGCAGAGAAAUCACUUAUUUACCAUCAUAUGAAGUUGCCAAACGGUUAAGAUUGAAUCCAUUAUUUUUGUCUAGAAUUACUUCAGGUUUCAUGAUUUUUGAUUCUAACAAUAGAAAGACAAACAUUGGCUUAGAAUUGAAAUUUGAUGCUAGAAGACAAAAAGUAUUGGGUUACACUCGUAAAUCAGGUAAUGGAAGGUUUUGGGAAUUUUCACCACUUGCUCUUAAUUUGAUCAAUGAAUAUAAGGAGAAAUUCCCCAAGUUGAUUCAACGGUUGAAUAAUGAUCGUGAUGGAGGGAAGCAAAUUCCUCUGUUGAAGGAUUUGGGAAUCACCCAGAGUGAAUUGGAUGAGAUUAGAAAAUGGUUGAAAUCAGUCAAGGAAGAAAUGAUCACCGUAUCUUUAGAAUCUGAAUCGUUUACAAAGUUCAGUUAUUCUAGUAUUGAGGAUUACAUUGAAAAAUAUGUGAGCCAACCAAUUCCAUUCCAUAACAAAGACAUUAAAGGUGUUCCUCGUGAAGCUGUAUUGGAUGCUGGGUCUUCUUAUCAAUUGCUAAGUGAUCAGAAGUUUGAAUUGGGAGACCGAGUUCUUUAUGUUCAAGAUCAUGGUAAAGUACCUAUUUUAUCAAAGGGUACUAUUGUAAGCAUCACCACUCUUGGACCCAAGAUUAGUUUGGGAAUUAUUUUUGACUUGCCAUUAUUAAGUGGAUCUAAUUUGAAUGGAAGAUUACGUACUAAUCGUGGACUUAUUGUUGACUCUUCUUUGGUUUUGAAUCUUACAAACAGACAAUUUGUUUAUCAUUCAAAGGCUUCCAAGAAUAGGGGUUCCCAAGCCAUUGACAAGGAAGCCCAAACAGUCAAGAUGAAGAAACUUCAAGAGAAGAAAAUUGAAGCAGCUCAAUUAAAGACUAAGCAAUCAAAUGAGAUCUUAAAGUUAUUGAAAAAGAAUGUCAAGACUGAUAGUGAGGAGGCUUCCGCUGAACCAGUAGCUCCAACUAAUGAAGUUUCCUCCUCCUCUAAAGAUACUUCAAUCUCUAGUUUGGAAAACCCAGUGGUUAACAGGAACACUAUUCAACAAGUUUACGGACAAAUUUAUUCCAGUGUCAUGAUGAAUGAUGGCUCUCAUCCAAAUGGUAUGGCUCCUCCUCCUCCUCCUCCAAUGCAACCUGGUGUGCCCCAACACAUGCAAGGUGCUUAUAUGGGGCCACCAGUUAUGAUGCCUUAUCCUCCUAUGGGACCUAUGGGAGGCACAAUGCCUGUUCCCGAACCUCCUCAUGUUAUGGGGGGUUACCCAGUACCUCCAACUGGAGCUCUGGCUCCAACACUUGAAGGUGAAGUGAGUAACAACACUUCUAGCCGUAGACCUCAAGGUAAGGCACAAACCAAUGGUGAAGGUACUGUUAAAGGUGGCCGUGGAGGCCGUGGAGGACAACGUGGGGGGCAACGUGGAGGUCGCGGUAAUUCAAGAGGAGGUAGUAGAAGUGGGCGUGGUGGAAGUAAGACACCAGAAAAGACAUGA
Messenger RNA from Lizanozyma spartinae, 4473 nucleotides. It is a transcript of the gene KEM1, whose product is annotated as chromatin-binding exonuclease. Gene Ontology annotation, cellular component: nucleus. Gene Ontology annotation, molecular function: 5'-3' RNA exonuclease activity; RNA binding. The record is from RefSeq and is a predicted model, not a curated record. Lineage: Eukaryota; Fungi; Ascomycota; Pichiomycetes; Serinales; Debaryomycetaceae. The coding region runs from base 1 to 4473 and encodes 1490 amino acids. Gene Ontology annotation, biological process: nuclear-transcribed mRNA catabolic process; rRNA catabolic process. The transcript has 2 exons.